Messenger RNA from Arachis stenosperma, 393 nucleotides. RefSeq lists its product as uncharacterized. Lineage: Eukaryota; Viridiplantae; Streptophyta; Magnoliopsida; Fabales; Fabaceae. The coding region runs from base 1 to 393 and encodes 130 amino acids. The record is from RefSeq and is a predicted model, not a curated record. The transcript has a single exon.
AUGUUGACAAGGUCCAAAACUCGCUCAUCAAGGCCAAGAGCAUUAACAGCCACCAUUUUUUCUAACAAUUUUUUUGAACAACCUCCAAAAUCAACUGCUGCUACUCUAAAAAUUCCUCAUUGGCAUCACGCUACGAAUGAUGAAUUUAAAGCCUUGAUGAAGAAUAACACUUGGACCUUGGUACCAACACCUUCUAAUGCUAAGGUUAUUGGGAGUAAAUGGGUAUUUGCUAUUAAAAGACAUGCAGAUGGGACUGCCAAAAAAUACAAAACUAGAUUGGUAGCCCAGGGUUUUCACCAAUCAGAAGGCUUUGAUUUUGACCAGGUGUUUAGCCCUGUGCUAAAGUCUGCAACUAUGAAACUUAUAUUGAGCAUUGCAGUGUCCAAAAACUAG